GUGGUAUAAUGGCGUUCAUGCCUAAGGUAAUAGCUGCUGUGGACUUCGGAGGGACUUACAUUGGCUACUGCUAUACCUUUCUACGGGAAAGUACAAAGGGCUUACACUUUCCAGAAUGGGGGCCACACUGUUCCAGUAAAACAAAAGCCUGUGUCCUUUUAAGCCCCAACAGACAGUUCCAUUCUCUUGGUAACGAGGCAGACCGGAAAUUCUUGGAAUUACAGAAAUCUGGUGAAGCACCAGCCUGGUUUUACUGCGAAAACAUCAAAAAAAUUCUUACAGAAUCUCAGGAUUAUGUAACGUGUAGGAACAAACAAUCCCUGGCCGUGACCGAGGUACUCUCUGGUGUUCUACAGUACUUUCUCCAUCACCUGAUUAAGAGAUGUGGGGAUAUAGCGGAGUCUGUAUCACCUGCCGAUGUUCGCUGGGUCUUCAAUCUUCCGGUCAGAGCCAGGAAUGAUGUGAUGUCAGUUCUUAAAUCUGCUGCAAGCAAGGCCAACAUUGACACUGAAGCAAUCUACUUUAUCCCGGAAGUAGAAGCAAUAGUGAUUGCAGCUAAGAUACUCCAUCAGGAUAAAAACAUUCCAGAGACAGAUCAACUCUGCGUGUGUGACCUCGGCGGUUCAUCUGUGAGUGUCGUGAAACUUGAUGUGGACGAGAAUGGAACCAUAAACAUGAAGGAGUGCCAAUAUACAGAUAAUUUCGGAGGUCAAGGUUUGGAUAAACAGUUUUUAAAAUUUUUGAGAAAUGUUCUUGGCUCGCAUGUUAUCCAGGCCUUUGAGGACUACCUGCCGUUACAAAUGCAGGAGUUAAUGAGUUUAUUUGAACUGAGCAAGUCCAAUAUGACACCGGAAUUCACUAGAAAGUAUGUGUUUGGAAUUCCACCUUUGUUGGUAAAAAGGUUUAAAGUGUUCUUCCCAACGUUUCAAGAGGAAGAGCAGUUUGCCCCAAAUCCAAAAUUCGGUGAAAAAGUCAUCAUGUCUCAGAACAGCCUGACAGCUGAUGAAAAAAUUGUGUGGCACUUCCUAAAAGAGCCUGUAGAAAGUGUCACAGAAUACCUUCAGCAUGCCUUCGAAAAUCUUCAAGUACCUAAAACCACGACGGUCAUUAUCACCGGAGGCUUCUCAAAAAGUACUGGAAGUUGA
Molecule: messenger RNA, 1145 nt
Organism: Saccostrea cuccullata (small rock oyster)
Lineage: Eukaryota; Metazoa; Mollusca; Bivalvia; Ostreida; Ostreidae
Product: heat shock 70 kDa protein 12A-like
Exons: 4
Source: RefSeq, a predicted model, not a curated record